AUGACAGAUUGGAACUAUAUAAGGAGACGGCGUUUAAUCUAUGGGUUGACCGUUGACCGUGCUGCCGCACCUGCACUGCCGGAGUCUCUGAAACUGUACAACAAACUCUUGUCUAUUGGCAUCAAGGUUGCAUUCUUAACAGGAAGACCAUUGGCUCAAAAGGAUAUUACUGCUAAGAACUUAAAGCUUGCUGGGUUCUACACUUGGGAAAAGCUCAUUCUCAAGGAACCAUCAACAUAUUCUGGUAAAACAGCAGUUACAUACAAAUCAGCGGAGAGAAAGAAACUGGAGGAAGAAGGAUACAGAAUCAUUGGAAACAUUGGAGACCAGUGGAGUGAUAUCUUAGGAACCACCACAGGCAACAGGACUUUCAAGCUGCCUGAUCCCAUGUACUACAUUAGUUGAGGACUUGACGUCUCUCUAGCCUAAGGAAUAAGAGCGUAUAUUUUGAUACGCAUUAAAAAGUAUGAAGAACAACUUAAAAAAUAAGAUAUUUUGGUGCA
This is a messenger RNA of Lotus japonicus, 503 nucleotides long. RefSeq names its product stem 28 kDa glycoprotein-like. Lineage: Eukaryota; Viridiplantae; Streptophyta; Magnoliopsida; Fabales; Fabaceae. The coding region runs from base 1 to 405 and encodes 134 amino acids. The transcript is spliced from 2 exons. The record is from RefSeq and is a predicted model, not a curated record.